Messenger RNA from Brassica rapa (field mustard), 578 nucleotides. Its product is annotated as acyl-CoA-binding protein. NCBI's taxonomy places the organism in Eukaryota, Viridiplantae, Streptophyta, Magnoliopsida, Brassicales, Brassicaceae. Gene Ontology annotation, molecular function: fatty-acyl-CoA binding. Gene Ontology annotation, biological process: fatty acid metabolic process. The record is from RefSeq and is a predicted model, not a curated record.
GAUUUUUACUAUAUCAGAAAUAAAAUAAAGUUUUGGGCCUGAGAGUAUCUUAGUAUAUAAUCACAAGCGCGUUCUCGUCUUCUCCGUCACACAUUGAUUUUGUUUUCGCUGCUUAUCUUAACGUCUAAUCAUCAUGGGUUUGAAGGGGGAGUUCGAGGAGCACGCUGAGAAAGUCAAGACGCUCACCACGAAACCAUCUGACGAAGACUUGCUCAUCCUCUACGGUCUCUUCAAGCAAGCCACCGUCGGGCCAGUGACCACCAGCCGUCCUGGGAUGUUCAGCAUGAAGGAAAGAGCCAAGUGGGAUGCUUGGAAGGCCGUUGAAGCGAAAUCGACGGAUGAGGCCAUGAGUGACUACAUCACUAAGGUGAAGCAGCUCAUGGAAGCAGCAGAGGCUUCAACUUGAUGAAUUUAUAUAUGAUUCACCAAAUGCUCCACAUCUAAACUUCAAAUAACUUAGCAUAAGACUUUGUUCUUGUUGCUUCUUGUGUUUCCAUCCUUAUGAAUCUAUCAUUUACUUUGUCACCUCUGUCUUGAUUUUAAAAAAUCGAUCCUAUGGUUUCGGGUCUUCCUCUUAA